UGUUGUUGUUUUUAUUUUUUGCCGACCAUCUGUGGCUCCAUUUUACUUGUUGAACAAUAAAAUUAGAACUAUUAAGGUGUGAAUUAAGUUGGUUGGCAAACGUUUCGGAACUGUUUUGCCAUGGAUAAAUAUGCCAUCAGUAAUUUAGUGGGCGAAGGUUCAUUUGGAAAGGUGUACAAGGCCAUUGAUAAGCAAAACAAAACAACUGUAGCGUUGAAAAUAAUAAGCAAGAGAGGAAGAUCCGGCCGAGAACUGAAAGGUCUCCGUGGAGAAUGUGAGAUUCAGAGAAAUUUACAACAUCCCAAUAUCAUCCGUAUGCUGGAUUCCUUUGAAACCGAUAAUGAAAUCAUUGCAGUGACAGAGUUCGCGAAAACUGACCUGCACAGUUUGCUUCGAGAUGGAUCGCUGGGGGAACCAAAAACACAGAGGAUAACUUUCGAUCUGGUAUCAGCUCUCUACUAUUUGCACUCCCAUCGAAUUUUGCAUAGAGAUUUGAAGCCACAGAACAUUCUGCUGGAUAGAAACAUGACGGCAAAACUGUGUGAUUUCGGUUUCGCAAGGAAUAUGACAAUGGGAACUCAUGUGCUGACAUCCAUCAAGGGAACCCCACUGUAUAUGGCCCCGGAGCUGCUAGAAGCCAAACCGUACGACCAUCAUGCUGAUUUAUGGUCGCUGGGUUGCAUCAUCUAUGAAAUGCUUGCUGGUGAACCUCCUUUCAGUUCCACUUCCAUGAUCCACCUGGUGAAGCUUAUCCGCAAUCAGUACAUCAAGUGGCCCAGCUUCCUCACUUCGAAUUGCAUUUCAUUCGUGCAAGGGCUUCUGGAACGUGACACCAGCCAUCGAAUGUCUUGGACCAAAAUCAUAAGCCAUCCCUUUGUGAAAGGGCAUGUAGUGAUACUGAAGGAAGAUAUUCCUGAGUCCCCAUUCACGAAUCCGUUGACCGCAUCGCAGAGUAACGAGAAAAGGAAGCAAACGAAUCGAAUAAUAUACGGCGAAAAUUACGAGUACUUGAAGUACGGAGCCAAACGAGCAACCAAAGCUACUAAAGGUUCAAAUGAAGAGGAUUUGGCCUCUUCUAGAGACAGUAUGAAUGUAAUACUGCAGAGUGAUAUGGAAUAUGUUGAAACGGACGCAGAGGAAGCUGCAGGAACUGCGAAUCUCAGAACUAGUUUACCUGAUGAUGAUUUGAAUCCCAUGAAGGAGAGUGAUGUAUUGCGUCCAAACAAUCCUGAAAACUUUACUGUCGAGUACCAUCAUCCUUUAGGCGAAAACGCAGAAAUCGUCCAAGAUAAUCCGAAUUUAGUAAUGAAUAGUUUCAAUGAUAACUUCCCUCUUUUGGACAAAAAAGGACAAAAUAUCAUAUCCACAGACGAACUCGCGAAUAGACUGAACAACAUCAACUUACAAAAUCAAUCAUUGAGGUUCAAGUCCCAGGAACUGGAACGUCGAAAGCUCAGCCAAAACAUCGACAACUUUUCCAUUCGGCUGGAGGAGGAACGGAGUACGCAGAACAUCACCAACAAGUCAGCCGAAGAAUGCCUCCCAGUCGAUAAGAAACCGGAGAAGAUCACCCCAACUCUGCUGCCAGGUUGGGACUCCUGCGACGAAUCGCAAAACCCGCCAAUCGAAAAUGAGGAGUGGCUUGUCUUCCUCCAAAAAUCCAUGCAGGAAAUCCUCGACGGCGAGCUUGACUCACUGAAGCAGCAAAACUUUGUUAGCAUAAUCGUCGCCCCGCUGCGGAACUGCCGGGCCAGCGCCAAAGUCAUCGAGAACGUUGCCAAUCUGCUUAGCUUACCGCUUGCCAUUGAUGCCCCGCCUGCCAUUAUGCACGACAUCCUCAGCGUCUACGCCGAGCUGAAGCUCGUCCCCAACCUAGUUUACGCCUCCAAACUGCUAUGCAACAAGAAACUCAACUCGUCCAACAGUGAAAGCCAGUCGUCUCCAAUUCCGACCCCACUAACCACAUCGAACUCGUCGAUCCGGCUUCUGUCUUCGCUGGACUGCGACGAGGUAAAAACCUUGACGGCUGUGUACGAUCUCAUCUGCUAUCUGGUGCACUCCGGUGAAAAUUUCCUGAAGCAGUUCUGCGACGCGAUCGAAAUUCUGGGCGUGAAGGAACUGUUCGUAAACUUCAUCAACGCCAUCCGAACCAACGAGGAGUACGUGCGCCUGAGCUGUGCCAUCCUGGCCGUGCUGAACUGCGCCCUGCGGGAACUGCCGGAGAAUGCGGAAAUAGUGGAGCAAAUUGUGUUUCACGAGAACGUGAAUCUGAUUCAGAUGCUGCGGCACGGUGAUUCCAUUUUGAGACAAAGAACCUGUAUGCUGCUGAGGAUAUUGGCGCGGUUCAGUUGUCUGGCACUUCAGAAGCAUUGGAACAGCGAAAUUAAAGAAUCGCUAGAAUCGCUGUUGGAUGAUCAGGAUGAGGACAUCAAUACGGAAGCAAAAUGCGUCUUGGAUGAAUUCAAAUAUCUGUCAUUUAUAACCGCAGAUACAGCGAGUUGAAUAAACGAAACCAAUAGAAAGAA
Molecule: messenger RNA, 2525 nt
Organism: Armigeres subalbatus
Lineage: Eukaryota; Metazoa; Arthropoda; Insecta; Diptera; Culicidae
Gene: fu
Product: serine/threonine-protein kinase fused
Exons: 4
Coding region: 121-2502 (793 amino acids)
Biological process (GO): protein phosphorylation
Cellular component (GO): cytoplasm
Molecular function (GO): protein kinase activity; ATP binding
Source: RefSeq, a predicted model, not a curated record